Molecule: messenger RNA, 4508 nt
Organism: Carassius carassius (crucian carp)
Lineage: Eukaryota; Metazoa; Chordata; Actinopteri; Cypriniformes; Cyprinidae
Product: apolipoprotein B-100-like
Exons: 4
Coding region: 24-4226 (1400 amino acids)
Biological process (GO): cholesterol transport; lipoprotein transport; triglyceride mobilization
Cellular component (GO): mature chylomicron; low-density lipoprotein particle; very-low-density lipoprotein particle
Molecular function (GO): low-density lipoprotein particle receptor binding; cholesterol transfer activity
Source: RefSeq, a predicted model, not a curated record
UCCUCAGGAAGAGAAUUACAGACAUGGAUAUCAGAGAAGAAAUCAUGCAGCAAGUGAGUGGUAUCUACACUAAGGUAGUUGCCAUUGCAACAGAUGCAUGCAGUGCUGUUAUGGAAAUAAUUCAAACCAUCUUUAAAGAUCAGGCAAUUGUCACUGAGUUGAAGCAAAUCUGUGAUGGAGUCAAGACAGGACUGAAAACAGCUGAAUUUGAGAUCCCAUCUUUCACUUUCCCACUCACUGACCUUGUUGUACCCUCCAUAAAAAUAAGUUUAGAGAAGCUGCAGGAAUUCAGCCUCCCUUCUACAUUGAUUGACCUUCCAGAGUUUAUUAUUCUGCAAUAUUACACAGUGCCACCAGUCAGAAUAGAGUAUGAUGAUAUCAGGCAGGGACUAUUAGACCUAUUAAACUUCAUUGCCAAUUAUGAAAGGCCAUCUGUUGAUGACAUCUUUGGCGACCUAAGAAUUAUCUACCUGCCUGACAUCUCUGCCAUCACACUGCCAGAGAUCAGUCUUCCAGAGAUCUCCUUCCCUGAAAUUCCCAAAUACUCUCUGGAGCACAAAUUAUCAGACCUGCAGAUCCCAGAAUUCACUCUCCCUGCAGUCCCUAGUGAGGUCAUGAUACCCUGCUUCGGAAAGCUUUAUGGUGAGGUUAUGGUCACUAUUCCAAUUUUCAACAUGAGAACGACCAUGGAAUUCUUAAACUCUACUGAAAGUGCAGAAACCCCACAAUUCACAGGGCACAUAACCUCACAUGGAUCAUCUGAAUAUGACAUUCUUAAAUAUACCUUGGAUUCCACAGCUCGGCUUGCCAUCCCUAAGAUGAGUCGUGUGAUUGUUGCUGAAACCCUGAAGAUCACUCACAGUAUCCUAGCAUUUGACCAUCAAUCCUCAGUGUCACUCUACGGCUUCUCAGCCCAGGCUGUGGCCAAGAGUAAUAUGAAGAUAACUAUUGCCUCCCUUACUGCUAACAUUCUUAACAAUGCUUUCUUCGCACUGGAGGAUGGAAUGUCUGCAAAUAUUAAAACAGAAUAUACUGACAAGGUAAGAAUUCCUGCGCUUUCAUGGAACAGUGACCAUUCUUACACUAAUGAGGUCACUCUUAAGCAGGAUGGUUUAAAAAUCCUUCUGACGAUGACAGAAGAAGCCAAGGGCCAUAUAUCUGUGCAAGAUGAUUCUGAUGAUUUCACCGCCAAGAGUAUCUCAACUAUAAUUAUUACUCCAACAACAGCCACACUAACAAUUUCUACAGAUGGCGAAGUAAUUUCUACAGAUGUCGAAUGUGGAUCUUUAAAGUUUAAACAGAAAAUAAAUGCUGAAGGUGUUGCCCUGAAAUACUUCGACUUUAAUGCCCAUAUUGAAGGAAAUUAUGAUAGCGGAGAAAAUUACGUUCUAAUUGCUUCUGGAAAGGCUAAUCUCAGAGAAAUGAAGGUAGAGAUGAAGGCAGCCUAUGACACAAAGUUCACUGGAUUGCUCAGUGGUACAUUUUCUAGUUCCUCCAACAUCUUAGUGCAACCCUUUGAGAUGAUCCUUGAUUUCCAAAACAAGGCUAAUACUAAACUCAGCUUCAAAGACCCUCUGACUGCAAAGAUUGAUCUCCAGAAUGAUUAUGCUCUUAUCUUAAAUACUGACAUGCAGAAGUUGAGUACUGUGGCAAUUGCUCGUUUCAACCAGUACAAAUACAGUCACAACUUUACAGCUGCCAACAAUGGAGAUGAGGCUGGCAUUUAUGCUGGAGUAAAUGAAGAGGCCAAUUUGGAAUUUCUGACAGUUCCAUUCAGCAUCCCACCUAUUGAGUUUGAAACAUUGAUUAUAAUUUUUAACACUCCAGAAAUCAGCAACAUCAACCUAUAUGAACAUACUAGACUUAAGCAUUUGUUGACCAACUUUGACCAGGCUAUUGAUGUAGAUGCAAAGAUUGUCUACCAGAAGAGUAAAGCUGCACCCAUUAUUGAUCUUGGUCUCAUUAACAUCCAUCCUCUGGGUGAUUUAAUCUCUGAAGUGUCAUUCAAGUCCUCUAUAUUCAGCCUUAAUGCUAAUGCUGGUAUCUAUGGGAAAGAUAACCCUGUAAUUCGAUUUGGAGCAAUUACUGCCUCUGAGUUUGAGGGACUGAAAUCUAAGCUUGAAGGAACCAGCAGUCUGAGCACCAAAAGUGGAUUAAAAGUAGCCAAUUCUCUGCUCCUGGAAAAUCGCCACAUUGAAGGAACCCAUGAAAGCACUGUAACCAUAAACACAGAUAACUUUGAAGUUGCACUGUCUGCAACCACAACUGCAAAGAUUAACCUACCUAUUCUUACAGCUAAAGCCAACCACCAAUUUACUGCUGACAAUAAGGCCCAUCCAAAAGCGGAUUUAACUUUUAAGACAGAGUACACAUUUGACUUUCCCAUUAUUAAGCUUGUUGGUAAGGGAAAUGCUGAAAACAUCUUAAAAGGUGAAGGAACUCAUACAUUUAUCUCUGCUGAGACUCUCAUAAAGGGUACCAUUGAUGGAACAUUCCUAGAUAGUGGUAUUGUAAAGGGAGCUAUUAAUUAUGACGAAUCUAUCUAUCUGAAUGGCAACAGUUUGCGAUAUGCUUUAAAGACUGUUGCCGAUGGCAACCUGAAUUAUGGAAAUCUCAAGAUAGUGUUUGAUGUUGAUGAACACCUGUCUGUGGAAACUGCUAUGGAACGUGUUUAUGCUAUGCUGAAGUUUUCUUCCAAGAAUGAAGCAAAUAUUGGAGGUUUUAACACAAAGGGAGAUCAUACUGGCCAGGCUACAGUUGAUCUGGAUUUGCUAAAGUCCCUGGUGGCUGUAAUGAAAAUUCACUUGUCUCAACCAAGCACAUUCGGUGACCUUAGGAUCUCUGAGAUGGUGUUGGCGGAGCUUAGUGUAUCCAAGCAGAAAAUUGAUUACACCUCAAAGAUCAUCUCUCCAGUAUACACCACAGGUGUUGCUGCUAAACUAGAUGGUAGUACACCAUUCUACAAAACUGUUCUCAAGGCUACAGCCACUUCACCAGUUGUUUUCCUGAGGUACAAUUUUGACAGCUUCAUGAAUACUACAAUGGAGAAUGGUGUCCUUGUUGUCGGAGCAAAUGCUGUUCUUACACUUGGUGACUUUACUAUGGACUUCAGCAAUGUUUUUCGUAUGGGUGAUCCUAGCCAUACCAUGAAUGUGGACAUCACCAGCCCAGCAUUCACAGAUGUAAACUUUCUCUACGCUGCUCAAAGCGAUGGGGUAAGUGCCUCAGUUUCCACACCAACAACUGGCCACCUUGGCUUCCAGCUUCAAGGAAAGAUUCCAUCCGAGAUUAAUGCGAGGAUCUACAGCCGUUAUGCAUCUGGCCCAGGAGAUGAUGUUGAAAUUCUGAUCAUCAGAGCAGUACCAAAGGGAAAUGAAAAAGUACUGUUGGUCAGCUACAAUUUACUGGCCACACGUGAUAUGGGUGAAGGCUUGAUAGAGAGGCUACAAGAUAUACCAUCCUGUGUUCAAGGAUUUGCUGAAAAAUAUGGAAUUGAUGAUGCAAUAAAUAGACUGUUUAACAUUGUUCAAAAAAUUGAAAAUAUUUUAAGAGUUGACCGCUCUUCUUAUUCUGGGCAUAGUGAGUUGUCUAAACUUUUCAGAAGUGUAGUUGUUACAUACCAAAAGACUAUCCAGGUCCUGCUUGAUGCUGCCAUCAACUUCCUGAGAGAGACAAAAUAUAAAUUGCCUGGAAUGGACGAAGCUACUCUGCCUGAAAUCUGCAUCAAAAUCCGAUUUAUUUUUGCAGAAAUGUUGGAGAAACUCGCUAACAAUCAGGAGAUAUAUUUCUCUACUCUAAUGGAAAACUUCAGCACAGUUGAAAUGACAUUUUCCUCUGGAAAGGUCAUGACUGUAGCCGAGGUGCAAGAAAAUGUGAAAAGUACCCUGAGAAGUCACCUAGCUAUGAUAGCAGGUGUGAUGAAGCAAGCAGAAGGCCUUGAUGUGUUUCUUGAGAAACUAGGACAGACCCUUCAAGAGAUGGUUGAUAAAGCACAAGAAUUUGUGGAAAGCAUUAAGUCUGACAUCUUAGAAACUGUUGUUGCUCACCUUAACACUUUCUACAAUAAGCUGCUGCAGACCUUAGAUGAACUGACUACAGCGUUUGCCAUCUUUGUUUUGCUGCCUAUAAGUAUAUUUUAUAGCAACAUUUUGACCAGUUUGGAUGAAUUAUUUAAUGCAAAUAAUGGAAUACAGCAAAUUGAGUUUCCGUUGCCUUUUUUUCAGUAAAUUGAUCAUUCUAAACAAACAGCGAAUGAAAUAAACACUACCGUCUUUUGGAAAGAGCAUUCUUAAAUGGACAUAGCAGCCAAUGUACACUUAACUGAAGUGUAACAGCAACAUGUAUAUAAAGCAAUCACUGAUGCCAUAAAUGUCUCAUUAUUAUGCUGUUGUAUUAUUCUGUUUGUAUAAAUGAUUAUUCAAAUACUAACCUUGGUACAAAAAUGUCAAUUGUGACGUAUAGUUAAUGGCAUGAUGGAUGAAGCUAAAUAAAGAACUUUUAUUAUGCAA